CACAUUUUAUUCGCUUUAUAUUAUUGCGUUUUAAUAAAAUUAUAAGCGCGUUCAGGGAGCAUCACGGCGGAGAUGAUUAGAUGAAUAGGAAGAUAACGCGGAUAGCGCACAUGGUAAGAGAUGAGUGUACGAAAGAUUUACGGCACGUACGGAAAUAGCAGCCUCCGUUCAGCUCCAGAUUUCAGCGGAAAUGCCGGGGAUUGUCUGCACCGAAUAGUUAACGUUUCGCGCUCGGUUUUCGUCGCAGCAUCGUUCGCACGUACGCUCAUCAUCAGCAACUGAAUUACAGUUACAUUCCGAGGUGAUGUCGUAGCAGCUGAACGUGUUAGAAAAUUAUGACAAUUACUUCAAAAGACUGUAAUUGUUAUAAGAAAAUAGCUUAUUGCUCUCUUUUUCCUCCUCCAACUUUCCAAUUACUUAAAAAUCGCAUUGUCGCGCCGCAAGGGGAAAAACACACCGCGAGUGUGACUGCCCCGUGAAAUGACGAAGUCGUCGGUUGACGCAGCAGCGUCUGGUGAUGAUAAGACGACACCGUCGAACAUCGCCGGAACAAGGAAGGAACAGGAAGUUCCGCAAGAAGAGAAUUUGCGGUCGGGGAUUUUCUUCAUUUCCCCCUUCCCGCUGAACGAAGACGCCGUAACGUUCGCAGUAACUGAGGGAGAACCCACGAGGAGGAGAUUAAUGGAAGCUAAAUAUAUAACGCUGUUUUAUAAACACUCGCGGGUAUCCCGAGUUACACGAGGAACCAGAAUAGUCGUCUAAGUGUUCGGUAUUAGCGAACAAGAGCGGCCGAUGUGCGCACGUCAGGAAGUCAUUAAUUCCGCGAGAGAACUGACGAGAGAACUGAUCAUCCAUCGUCAGGCCGGCCCAGUUGCGAUGUUUACCAUUUUUCGGUCAUCCGAUCAUCAUCUCCUUCUGGCCAGUUGAGUGAUUGUUUGGUCAAGCAGCUAGCGAUUCGACGAAGUAUAAGUUUACCGUGCGCGCAAGACUCGCAGUGUGUUAUCGAGGAACGUGGCCACUUGGAGGAUGCCGUCGAGCUGAUUUGGAGAAGCAGUUGCUCUCCGUACGUAUUGUCAUGCGAUUACACCAUCCGUAGUUCCAGUUCGCUCGGGCCGGACGAUCUCCGCGAGGGCGCAGCCCGCAAAUCAUGUCGAUUCUCAGCAAGAAGAAGUUCUUCGAGAGACUCUCAGGCAGCCGGUUAACGCGGGAGGUCCCGAGAAUGGAGACCGCCAACAACCGAACGCCGUCCAUCGUGGUCAACAAUGAGGAAGAACACGAGGACAUUUGGAUGAACGAGAUUGACCGCGGCAGUAUCUCGUCCGAGGACACCUCCGACUCCAUCAGGUGUCACAUACGAGCGGCGCCGAUGAUGCAAGAACAACCCUGGAGCAAGGACGAGGUCGAGCUGGCGUUGUCAAACCUUCCCGGAGGUGAGACCGCUCUAUCGCUGAUCCCGACUCUUCAGGAUGACGCUCUGCAGCGGGCGCUGGAGGAGUUCCAGUUCCUCACACUCAACGAAACCGCGAACUGCAAGCAGCGCAAAGUUUCACUGCCUACAUUCGCGAACGGAUUCAUGCGGAAGGCCCUGCUGGCCAGCGAAAACGGAGCGGCGGCCGCUGCGACUCCCGGUCAGCUACUUGCGGGAUGGCCGGACACAUGUUUGAUGAUUUCCUGUUGGUUGGGUCACGCGGAGAUUGCGAAGGCUCUGUUGGAGAAAGGCGCACCGGUAUCUUCGAAAGACAACGAUGGAAGAAUGCCAUUGCACAUGGCCGCUUGCGCCGCAUCCGUGAAGAUCGUGGAAGAACUACUGAAACACGGGGCUAAUCCGAAUGAGUGGGACCUCGGGAAGAAAUGCACGCCGUUGCACUGUGCCGCGGCGGCAGGUUGCGUCACUACCGUCAAGUGUCUGAUUAAGUCGGGCGCGAACGUGGAUGCCGGAUUAUCCGGAAGAAGUCCGCUGCACUAUGCCGUGCUGAACAACGCCGGGGAUUGUGUCGAAGCUCUACUGCAAGCAGGUGCUUGUCCCAAUAAUCCACAGGUUUAUACGGAGACUCCAUUGCACGUGGCAGCUAGUUUGGGCAACGUGCGUUGCACCAAAUUGCUAUUAAGCUACGGGGCGGACGUGAGGGUGCAAUUGGGUACCGCGAGAUCGACGCCUUUACACUUAGCCGCCGAGGAAGGCAGCGCAGAGUGUACGAAAUUGUUGCUAAAUGCAGGCGCAGCCUGGGACGCGAAGAACUCACGCGGUCAGACGGCGAUGCACCUGGCGGCACUCGCCCAGUCCGUGGAGACGUUAGACGUACUAAUAAGCGCUGGCGCGAGAGUAAACGUGGAGGAUGACGACGGACGCACGCCUCUGCACGCUGCGGUCGCGAAAGCCUUGAGAGGUAGCGAGCUGGUGAAGACUCUGAUACAGGCAGGCGCCUCGGUGAACAAGGCGGACAAGUUUGGCUACACGCCGCUGCACAUCGCCGCCUUAAACGAGAGCUCGCCCACGGUGGUGAUGCUGUUGUUGAAGGGCGCGGACGUUACGGCGCGUACGAAGGGCGGCGUCACCGCCCUCAGCUUCAUCAUACGCCGCACUCCAGACGUACUGCCGCGCUUCGUGGCACGUCUCGACCAAGCGAUCUCGUUGCACGAUCACGAGCUGGGCGACGUGGACUGCGAGCUGCGGCUGGACUUCCGGCCGCUGGUGCCGGGAGGCCGUGGCGAGACGGACCUGAUGCUCUGCCUGGUAGAAGUCGGCCAAGGGCACGUGCUGAAGCACCCGCUGUGCGAGAGCUUUCUCUACCUCAAGUGGCUGCGCAUCCGUAAGUUCUUCCUGCUGAGUCUCGUCUUCCACUCGAUCUUCAUUGCCCUCUUCACCGGUUACGUCAGCGCGACGUAUCUCUGGCAGGUGAAACGACUCAGCGGCGUCCUUCUGUGGCCGGUGCUGGGCUUCACCUGCAUGCUCGCGUGCAAGGAGCUCUUUCAGAUCGUCCACGGUAUCUGCUGCUACGCCAAACGCUGGGAGAACUGGCUGCAGUGGAGCGUGAUCCUCGCGUCGGCCGUGAUUCUGAUCCCGCCGGUGCGCCCGUGGCAGUAUCACGUGGCCGCCCUGGGCAUACUGCUGGCAUGGAUCGAACUGAUGAUGGUGGUCGGCCGCUUCCCCAUGUUCGGCAUCUACAUACAAAUGUUCACGCAAGUGUCCAUCAACUUCUUCAAGUUCCUCGCGGCCUACGUGUGCCUCGUGAUCGGCUUCUCCCUCGGGUUCAGCGUACUGCACAAGAACUACAAGUCGUUCACCGAUCCGCUGAUCAGCCUUCUCAAGACGGUGAUCAUGAUGUCGGGCGAGCUCGAGUUCGAGGACGUCUUCUUUGACGAGGAGGCGCCGCUCAUGUAUCCCGGCACGGCGCACCUCAUGCUCCUCAGCUUCGUCAUCCUGGUGACGGUGAUACUGACGAAUCUGAUGGUCGGCCUGGCCGUGUCGGACAUUCAGGAGCUGCGCAGGUGUGCCGGCCUCGACCGGCUGGUACGGCGCGCCGAGCUCGUGGCACACCUCGAGAGCAUGCUCUUCUCGAAACUGCUGGACCGCGCUCCCGCGAGGAUAAUACGGAUGUGCAGACGGGGCGCUCUGCUUCUACACCCGCCGUACCACUGCGCCCUGCACAUCCGGCCGAACGAUCCGCGCGAGAAACGCCUGCCCCGCGAACUCGUCAGGGCAGUGUACCGCCUGGUCAGCGAGAAAAGGACGCGCCGAACGACGUUCAGGAGCAGUGCGCCGCCUUCAUCGCUGCGGAACGCCGCGGCGGACUCGAGUCAAGCGAGAUUCAGCAGGAUGUACAGCAACGAGAGUAGCCACCAGCAGCUAAGCGAUCUGGCAGCCGAGUUGAAGAGGUGCUCGUACAACAUCAGCACGCGGUUGGACAGUCUAACCGACAAGAUGGAGAGCAUCGCCCGCGAGGUAGACGUGACAAUGAACUACUCGCAGACCUAUUGCUCGCCAACCGGAGCGUGUUGAAUUGAUUGGAGCAAAGAAACAAUUUUGGAUUCGCGAUGAAAUGUCUGAGAACGUCGACAAGGUUCAAAAUCGGUCAGUUAAAAUACGGGAGAAAACAAGAAUCCGGGAACCUGGCGAUUCGAGAAGCUAAUCGCGUGUGGCGGAUGAUUGGAGAGAGCGAAACACGAAUUAAGAUCGAUUGCCCGGGAAAAACUUCCAUGAUCAGUCAUCGCUGAAUGACUAAUGAGUUUAUCAUUAGUUCCUAGACAUUAGAUUCUAGACGGAUCUUUUGCUUUUUCUUGAAAAGCGAAUUUGCUUUUCAAAUUUCACGUUAUUAAUCAUAUUAUUAAAUUUAUUCUUGUAUUUUAAUCCUACUAUUAAUCUUAUUUUUAAAUUU
Messenger RNA from Ooceraea biroi (clonal raider ant), 4376 nucleotides. Its product is annotated as transient receptor potential channel pyrexia. Gene Ontology annotation, molecular function: monoatomic ion channel activity; protein binding. Gene Ontology annotation, cellular component: membrane; transmembrane transporter complex. The record is from RefSeq and is a predicted model, not a curated record. NCBI's taxonomy places the organism in Eukaryota, Metazoa, Arthropoda, Insecta, Hymenoptera, Formicidae. Gene Ontology annotation, biological process: monoatomic ion transmembrane transport.